AUGACUGUUGAAGCUGUUGACCAAGUAAACGAGAUGCAGAAGUGUAUGGAAGAGAUGCAGGCCGAACAGGACACUUACAACAGGCAUGAAAAGUUGUUUAGUUUCGAACAAGGAUCAAACAAAGUUUUGGUUAAGUUACAAAGCGAAUUUACACCAUUACAUACUUUGUGGAACUUAGCCAACGACUGGCAAACAACACGCGCACUGUGGUUGGACACUUCUUUCACACAGAUAAAGCCAGAGCCAAUGAACCAAUUCAUUAUUCAAGCGACCAAAAAAUUGAAUAAAUUGAAAAAAGAAUUGGCCGACCAACAUUUCUUAGUUGACAGGGUAUUGAAUCCUUUGAGUCAACAAAUUGAUGAAUUCAAGAAACACGUACCAUUAAUUAUGAAAUUACGACAUCCUGGCAUCAAAACAAAACAUUGGGAAGAAAUUUCGAAAGUUGUUGGUUUCAAUGCAGCUCCUGACUUAGAAUUAACACUCCAGGGAUUCUUGGAUUUGCAUUUCGAACAGUGGAUGGAACAAGUAACACAAAUAGCAAAUGUUGCUGCGCAAGAAUACACUCUGGAAACAUCUUUGGAUCAAAUGGAUGCUGAUUUACAAACAAAGAAAUUUGUUACUUCUGAAUUCAGAAAUUCCGGUCAAUUUAUUCUCAAUGAAAUUGAUGAUAUCACUUCUACUAUUGAUGACCAAUUAGUCACAACGCAAACUAUCCUUGCAUCUCCUUUCAUUGAGCCUGUAAAGAAGAGAGCACAGGAAAGACUCAGUUUUCUUCAUUUGUCAGAAAAAAUCAUUAUGAAAUGGAUUUCUUGUCAAAAGAACUGGUUGUAUUUACAGCCAAUUUUCACAGGAACAUCCAUACAACAGAAGCUGGCAAAAGAAGCAAGAUUGAACGGAACACAUAAUCAUCCUGAAUUCCAAACAGUUAUGACAAGGGAUGGAUUAUUCGACCAAUUAAAUCAAUGCAACAAUUUAUUGGACCAAAUCAAUAUCGGAUUGAACAAAUACUUGGAAGCAAAGAGAAUGGGAUUCCCCAGAUUCUUCUUCUUGAGUAAUGACGAACUGAUAACUAUAUUAAGUCAUUCGAAAGAAAUUGGAAAAGUUCAAGAAAGUUUGUCUAAAUUGUUUGAAUACGUAAAUACUGUGACAAUGGAUGGUGAUGACAUUGUAUCAAUGAAUGACAGUGAAGGAGAGAAAGUCAAAUUGUUUAAUCCUGUACAAUUCGAUACUCCUGAAAUAGAAGAUUGGCUAAAUAACUUUGAAGCAGAAAUGAAACAUUCUUUGAAUCAAUAUAUCGAACAAGCGAAUAUGGCUAUAAAGAAACAAUCAAAAGAAGAAUGGAUAACAUCAUUCCCUGCACAAGUUAUUUUGAUAACAAACCAAAUAAACUGGAGAUUACAAGUAACACAAGUUUUGUCCGGCCAAAAACUUCAAGCAAUGAAAGUUUUGUUGCAAAAAUAUUUGGAACAGUUAGAAACAUUGACGGGAUUAGUGAGAAAACCAAUAGAUAGAUUGACAAGACAGGUUUUGUCUUGUUUGUUGAUCUUGGAAGUACAUAACCGUGAGAUCAUCAAAGAUUUCGUUCAUAAAGAAGUU
Trichomonas vaginalis G3 is the source of this 1596-nucleotide messenger RNA. Its product is annotated as dynein heavy chain 1, axonemal-like protein family. The record is from RefSeq and is a predicted model, not a curated record. The annotation marks the transcript as partial. Gene Ontology annotation, molecular function: dynein intermediate chain binding; dynein light intermediate chain binding; minus-end-directed microtubule motor activity. Gene Ontology annotation, cellular component: dynein complex. Lineage: Eukaryota; Parabasalia; Trichomonadida; Trichomonadidae. The transcript has a single exon. Gene Ontology annotation, biological process: microtubule-based movement.